Messenger RNA from Rubroshorea leprosula, 1173 nucleotides. The record is from the annotation of a GenBank genome assembly. NCBI's taxonomy places the organism in Eukaryota, Viridiplantae, Streptophyta, Magnoliopsida, Malvales, Dipterocarpaceae.
CCAUGGAUCUUUAUUCUUUCUUAAUCUUACGCCUUCAUAUCUAUAUAUCUUUGGUCUUGGUCAUUUUUAUUUUAGGGAAUUCUUUGGAUCUUUGUUGAAUUCGAAUCUCUAUGGAUGGGUCUUGCAUUUCUCUGGCUAUGGGUUCCUCUUUUGACAGUUCUUGAUUUACUAAGAUCUAAAGCUUUGUACCACGAAGUCGGCUGUGUUCAUCAAGAUGUCUUCUUGAAUUUUGCAAGUUUUAGAUCUUCGCAAAACUCUUUUCUUUGAUCGACUUCUUUUCCUCUGAUAUACUUCGAAAAAGUUUGAAAAUUAGAUUUCUUCUCUCGAAUUACCUUUCCAAUUCAAGGCCAAGAGAAAGUUUGAAAGCAAGGGAAAAUGCCACCUCCGGUUUCCCGUGUCCAAAGCAUAAGUUUGACCCGACCAUUACUCGGGCUUUUAGGCAUCCUCGUCUCAAUAUUGGGCACCUUCCUGCAACUAAGAUUCCAAUCGGCGGGGACCUCCCCUUUCGACACUCACAGGCUCCACAUCUUGGCAUUUUUCACUGUUAUCGUCAUCUGUGCCAUAUCACUGGGAGUCGAAAUCAAACUCCAAGCUGCCGGUUCAGAUUGCCGGGCGAUUGUGAGCACAAUCUUCCUCCUUGCCGGAUCUCUAGCUCUAAUCCUGCUGCUUCUGAUUAUCGAGCCUUACGUUGGAUGGCCGGUGCUUAUCCUAUGGUUCUUCUACCUUGUAAAGCUGGCUUGCGAAUCCUACCGAGAGAUCCGUAAUUCAAUUGUGUCUGCAGUUGAGUCUGCAGAUGACUUUCUGAAAAACCUAUUCAAUCGCAAUCGCAAUCAGAACGGAGAAGCAAACCUGUGUACUAAUGUUAAAGGCAAGAGAGUUUUGAUUGCUUUUAUGCAAGUGAAAUUAGAAGGCAUGUUGAGAUUCUAUCAGCUUCCAAACUCCAAAGUAACCGAGAGAGAAACGAGCAAGGGAAUGAUGAAAUCCAGAAUGAACUGAGAAACACCUCUUAUUCUAUCCAAUUUGCAGCAUUUUGUAAUUUGAAUUAGGUUUUCCAUUUUUUACGGUCAAGUCAAUAACUGAUGUGGGCUUUGAAGUUUGUUUGCUGAUGGUAAUGGAAACGGUUUCCUUUUUGUAUAGUCAAGUUUCUUUUAAGUAUAAAAAAAGCAACAUUUU